AUGUCGCAGAUAUCCGCCCGGGAUACCCUAUCCUCAUUACAGGCGCAGUUUCCUGAGGCCCCUAUGACUCUCCGAGACGUUAAGAAUGUCUAUAGCAACGUCAAGAAGACUAUGAAUCGUGGUCUACCAGCGAUUCAGGCCAUGAUGUUGAAGCUUGGAGACGAAUACCAGUUCCAUUACGCUCUUGAUGACCAUGAUAGAUUAGAGAGAGUACUGUUCUUUCAUAACGAGUCUCUACAGCUUCUACGCCUCUUUCCCAGAAGCUACGUCCUCGAUUCUACAUAUAGAACGAACCGAUUCAAUCUCCCCCUGCUUGAUAUUAUCGGAUUCACAGCGACAAAUAGGUCGUUUGUGAUUGGCCAGGCUUUUUUGACCCAUGAAGAAGAGGAGGACUAUAUCUGGGUCUUAAGCUGGAUACGAGAUCUCUAUGAAGAAUACAGCCUGCCUACUCCUGAGUCUAUUACAACAGAUAAAGCGGGAGGCCUUCAUAAUGCCUGCGCCGCUGUUUGGCCUGAGGUGCCUCAUCUUCUCUGUCGUUGGCAUAUCGACAAAGACGUGAAGGCAUACUGUCAGAAGCAUUGGUUGGAGAGGACGGAUCACCUUUCUAAUGAGGCCAGAAGAGCUGUUAUUGAUGAGCGACUUAAGGAGUUCAACGGCUUCUGUCACGUCAACAGCUCAAGAGCAGAGAGCGUACAUCAAGCUGUUAAACAGCAAAUGAUAUCUAAACAAGCUCAUCUCAAUGACGUGGUAGACCAUCUCACAAGGUAUCUUGAUAUUCAUAACCGACAGCUUCGACAAGAACUCGAAUACGACCAGCAAAAUGAGAGGACUGAUCUACAGAAUCCUCUGUAUCACAAACUCCACGGUUAUAUCAGCUACUACGCUAUUGAUCAGAUUGAAGAGCAUCGUCGAUUUCAUAACUUGACCCUCCGAAACGCUCAUUUGCCGCUGAUAGCCUGUAAACAAGUGUUUACGACAACAAAAGGCCUACCCUGUGCCCACAUUCUGCAGCAACGAAUUCAAGAUCAUCUUGCUCUUGAGAUAGCUGAUUUCGACGCUCAAUGGAGGGUUGACCGCUUUCAAGAAGUAGCUAAGCUCGCUCCUAUUCGUAAGAUUGUCGAUCCACUGAGCGUCAGAACUCGGUAUACAAAGUCUCAAAAGCGUCAACUAUCGCUAUUCGAAGUUAUUCAGGGCCAGGUUGACUCUCUAUCUACAACAGGUUCUCGAAAAGGCAGAAAGCAGGCGAAAAGCACUCUAUUCUCAGGCAGAACGCAUACUCAAGAAGAACAAGGAGAGAGUUCACGUGCAGGCACAGCUCAGCAGCCUAUUUCGAUUGACGACAUCGAUAUAGAGGUAGAAGAGGAGCACUAUAACAGUGAAGAAGACCCUCUAGGCGCUGAGCUCUAUCGUCAGCAACGUCAAAAGACUACCCAGCCUCAGCCUGGUCUUCAAAUUCAAGGAUGGAUAAAUACUGCCGCCUCCUUCUGCAUUAACAAGAACAGUAACGCCGCCUCUUCUAUAUUCACCUUUACCAGAGCUCCGAACGCCCUCUCCAUUUGCCCCACUCGAUCUUCCUCUAUUCGAAACGUCUCCGUCUUUGCCCUCUCCGUCGUCUGUUCUAAAUGGCUAUUUUCAACCUUCUUCGCUGCCUCCUCCUCCUUCUCUGCCUCCUCCCCCCUUUCUACAGACCACAGUAUCGCCAAUGACCUCACCAGCGAAGAAACGGCCGUGCAGAGAGAGGCUACGGCCACAGAGAUAUAG
Molecule: messenger RNA, 1761 nt
Organism: Endocarpon pusillum Z07020
Lineage: Eukaryota; Fungi; Ascomycota; Eurotiomycetes; Verrucariales; Verrucariaceae
Exons: 3
Coding region: 1-1761 (586 amino acids)
Biological process (GO): regulation of DNA-templated transcription
Source: RefSeq, a predicted model, not a curated record